AUGGGGGUGCGGUCUCUGCGGGAGCAGUGCCGCCGGAGGGCCCAACAUGGCGAACUGUUCAAUGCUGAUGCAAAGUGUUUUGCGGGUGGAACUGAAGAAAGGUGCUUUGGGUGUCAGAUCAUCAGAUCACACAACAAGUUCAUGCUGCAGGCCUGCGGAGGCUUAGGUAAGGUUCGCGAUCUUGCGUUUCACGCGACUGCCAGAGCGAUGACCCUUCCAAGGCUCACUGAAACUGCCCUUCCAGGUGGGGGCGCCGGGUUCAGGAGCACGGUGGAGAUUGCCUGCAAGCAAAGACAGCGGCUAGGAAUCACAACUGUCAGUUGCAAGUUCUACUCUUGGAGUUAA
This is a messenger RNA of Symbiodinium natans, 345 nucleotides long. The record is from the annotation of a GenBank genome assembly. Lineage: Eukaryota; Dinophyceae; Suessiales; Symbiodiniaceae.